Nilaparvata lugens (brown planthopper) is the source of this 571-nucleotide messenger RNA. It is a transcript of the gene SsRbeta, whose product is annotated as translocon-associated protein subunit beta. The record is from RefSeq and is a predicted model, not a curated record. The transcript has 4 exons. Lineage: Eukaryota; Metazoa; Arthropoda; Insecta; Hemiptera; Delphacidae. Bases 1 to 378 code for a protein of 125 amino acids.
AUGGUUGUAGUAACACUGCAAUGUGACCAGAAGGCAGAAGACGAGCGCCCCAUGAAGAUCAGUAGAAGGAAGUUGCUCGUCUUAUCUCCAAAAAAUGCAGAGCGAAGGAAAGUGAAGGCGAGCGGUGGCAUAGUCAACUACAAACCUAUUGAGGAUGCUAAACAGGUGCAAGUAGCAGUCACCAGUGAGCCUGGCGAGGGACUUAUCAUUGCUUACAUUGAUUUUGACAAGAAGUUCUCUCCACAUUUGAUUGACUGGGGUGCAUUCGCCUUGAUGGCGCUGCCUUCACUCGGCAUUCCAUUCCUGUUGUGGUGGACCAGCAAGAACAAGUACGAGAAGAUGAACAAGCCCAAAAAAGACAAAGGCAGUAAAGAAUGAACGUGAAAGUGAAAUGAAAAACUGUACAUUCGUUCUUCAUCAUCUCAUUGUGUUCCUGACAUCUCAUCUCAGCCUUUCAUCCUAGAUGUAGUCUCCAUCAUUGUCUUUCAUUCAUCAUCAUCAUCUUAAUUUAAAUGCGUCUCUCCGUAAUGUUGAAGUUGUAAAAUUACACGUUUUUCAGAUAUGUUUGAUA